This is a messenger RNA of Tetrahymena thermophila SB210, 1253 nucleotides long. RefSeq names its product aldo/keto reductase family oxidoreductase. The transcript has a single exon. The record is from RefSeq and is a predicted model, not a curated record. NCBI's taxonomy places the organism in Eukaryota, Ciliophora, Oligohymenophorea, Hymenostomatida, Tetrahymenidae. Gene Ontology annotation, molecular function: oxidoreductase activity.
UAUAUUCUAUCAAUAGAAUAUUAAUAAUAAGAUUUUUUAUUUAUUUGUCAUGAACAAGAUUUAAAGAUACUUAGAUUCUAAUGUAUUUUACUUUAAUUAAAUUAUCAUAAAGCAGACAUACUUCAUAAAAAUUAUGGAUACAUAAAAUAGCAUUAAAAAAUUAAAUAUUCCUUAAAUAAAUUUUAGAGAAGGUGGUUCUAUACCUUUAAUAGGUUUUGGAACUUAUUUGAUGAGAGGUUAAGAGUGUAAAAAGGCCGUUGAACAUGCAAUUUUAUCCGGUUAUACAUAAAUAGAUACAGCUGCAAUGUAUGGAAAUGAGUAAGAUAUAGCAGAAGUUAUUCAUUCAAAAAAAUUAAAUAUAUAAAGAGAAGAUUUAUUUAUAACUUCUAAAGUUAAUUACAAUGAAUAAGGAUAUGAAAAUGCUAAAAAAUCUGUUUAACAAAUGCUUAAAAGAUUAAAAGUAAAUUACUUAGAUUGUGUUUUGAUUCAUUGGCCUGGUGUUAGCCAUCUAGAUGACGAUGACCCUAAAAAUGCCACUGUUAGAACAGAAACAUGGAAAGCAUUGAUAGAGUUAAAAAAGCAAGGAAUAAUCAAACAUAUAGGAGUGAGCAAUUUCAAUAUAAAUCAUUUAGAACAUUUAAUCUCAAAUAGUGAGUAUGUUCCUGAAAUGAAUUAAUUUGAAAUCCAUCCACUUUGCCAUGAUCUAAAAUUAGUGAAAUACUGCUAAGACAAAGGGAUUAUUGUUUAAGCUUAUUGCCCUUUAGCUCGUAAUCAUAAAAAAGUAAUCACAAAUAAACUUAUAUUAGAAUUAGCAAAUAAAUAUAAAAAAUCUAUUGCAUAAAUCUUGCUUAGAUGGGGAUUUUAAAAUAAUUAUGUCAUUAUACCAAAAUCUAAAACGCCUAAAUAUAUUGAAGAAAAUUUGUAAAUUCUUGAUUUCUAAUUUACUUAAGACGAAAUGAAUAAACUUAAUUAGCUUAAUUGCAAUUUACAUGUAGAUUGGGAUCCAAUAUGCAUUAAAUAUUGAAACCUAAAUAAACUUAAUAAUAGUCAUAUAUAUGAAUAAUUUAUGGCUUUAUUUGUUUUAUUGAAAUAGAAUACUACAAAAUGCAUGUACUUUAGUAUGCUGAUUAUUGUAAAGUGUGUCUCUUUUUUUAUAAAUAAAUUCCAUAAUUAUCAAUAAUUUUUUUAGUUUUAAAAAUUAAAUUUAGUAUUAAAAAAUUCUCUUUAUCUUAAUUAAAUACUCUUAAUCAAAC